Messenger RNA from Carcharodon carcharias (great white shark), 831 nucleotides. Its product is annotated as putative nuclease HARBI1. The coding region runs from base 1 to 831 and encodes 276 amino acids. The record is from RefSeq and is a predicted model, not a curated record. The transcript has a single exon. Lineage: Eukaryota; Metazoa; Chordata; Chondrichthyes; Lamniformes; Lamnidae.
AUGGUCACAGAGAUCUGUGCCCACAUUGCCAAUGACCUCACACCUCACAGCACUGGUCGUCAUGCCCUGCCAGUAGCCAUCAACAUUACUGUGGCCUUGAACCUCUUGGCUCCAGGCUCCUUACAAGGAUCAGCUGCAGACCUUAAGGGCAUCUCAAGGGCAUCUCACAAUGUUGCAUAUCACUGCAUCUCACAGUUCACUGAUGCCCUCUUUGCCCGAACUGGAUGGUACAUUCAUUUCAUGACAGAUGCAGCUUCAGAGGGACAGGGGGCACUAGGUUUCACCACCAUCACUGGAUCCCUCCAGGGGCAGGGAAUUAUCAGUUGCACCCAUGUGGCCAUCAAGGCACCCAGUAACCAGCCAGUUAGACCCAUCAACAGGAAAGGCUUCCACACCCUCAAUGUGGAAUCACAAAAGGGCUUUCUCCAUAUGUGCACUUGCUUUCCUGACAGCUGCCAACAUUCCUUCAUCCUCCGGAAGUCCAGGCUGCCUCAGAUUUUCAUUCCAACCCAGAGUACACGGAAUGAUCCUAGGGGACAAGCGUUGUCCCCUGAAGACAAUGCUUCUCACCCUUUAAAGGAGCCCCAAACAGAAGUAUGGAAGUUGUACAGUCAAUGCUACUCGCUCAGUAGGACAGCCGUUGAGCAGUCCAUUGGGCUCCUGAUCAUGUGGUUCCAGUACCUGGACAGAUCAGGUAGUGCCCUCCAAUAUCCUCUUGCAAGGGUCUCGAUCGAUAUGGUUGUUUACUCUGCUCUCCAUUACAUGGCCCUCCAGAGAGAUGUGGGUCUUGAGGACAAGGAGAAACCUUAUCUGGGGAGGAGCAGGAGGUAA